AAAGAAGUUUCAAGACCCAAACUUAAUUAGCUUCUUCUCUGCAAAGCCAAAGCUGCUUUCUUCCCGGCUAGCUGGCCUGGGUUGGAUAGCAACAUCUGAAGCUCUAUAAUCUGAGGAAAUGGAGAUUGGUUACAAGCCGUAUGUUGAUCCGGCAGUGGAAUCACUCAUAGAAAGAAUCCACCCUCCCAGGGUUUGCAUUGACAAUGAUACAUGCCCAGACUGCACGCUUGUGAAGGUUGACAGUGCAAAUAAGCAUGGGAUAUUGCUGGAGAUGGUCCAAGUUUUGACAGAUCUUGAUCUCCUCAUUUCCAAGUCUUAUAUUUGCUCUGAUGGUGGUUGGUUAAUGGAUGUAUUCCACGUGAAGGACAGACUGGGCUGCAAAAUUACUGACGAAAGACUUAUCCGUUACAUUCAACAGUCCAUUGGUGAAAGUAAAAUGGGGUCGAGGGAGGACCGGGACGGGCCCUGUAUCGGCCGAGAUGUUAGGCCCUGGCACGUCUUGACAAACCACACGGCCCUGGAAAUGACCACAGCAGACCGACCAGGACUCAUGUCUGAGAUAUCAGCCGUGCUUGCAGAGACGGGAUGCCACAUUUCUGCAGCCGUGGCGUGGACGCACAACGCCCGAGCAGCCUGCAUUCUCUACGUGGACGACCACUCCACCGACCCCUCCCAGCUGCCACACCUUCUGUCCCAGCUAGAGAACGUCCUCGACGCCCAUCACUGCAGUGGGGGGAGCAGGAGUGUGAGGCUGUCGGAGGCCGGGUCUGGGCAGACGCAUACCGAGAGGCGGCUGCACCAGUUGCUAGCCGGGGACAGCCACUACGAGCAAUGCUGUUCUGCUCCUGAUAGUGGUAAUAACGGUGACGAUGAUGGAAGGUGUUACAGGAAAAGAAGCUGCACCAGUGAAACAUACAUAAAAAUUGAGAACUGUGAAGAGAGAGGCUACUCCAUAGUUACCAUAAGAAGUGGAGACCGACCCAAGUUGCUGUUUGACACCAUCUGUGCUCUAACAGACAUGCAUUAUGUUGUUUUCCAUGCUUCCAUUAGCUCCCAUGACUCCAAAUCCUUCCAGGAAUAUUAUAUAAGGCACAAGGAUGGAUGGACUCUGAAUUCCGAAAUUGAAAGGCACAGACUGACUCAAUGUCUGAUUGCAGCAACGGAGAGGAGAAUUUCUCAUGGUUUGAGACUAGACGUUUGCACACAGAACCGAUUAGGCCUAUUAUCAGACAUCACAAGGGUGUUCCGUGAGAACGGUCUGUCCAUAACCAUGGCCGAGAUUGGAACCCGAGGCGACAGGGCAGUAGGCACAUUCUAUUUAAAAGAUUCCUCAGGGCAGACUGUCAAACCAGAAACAUUAGAAUCCCUGAGAAAAGAAAUAAUCGGCGGUACUGUUCUGGUGGUUCACAAUAAGUCAUCCGGCAGGCUUAGUCAGACAACCUCGUCCAGUGGUGGAAAACCUGGGUUUUCGCUAGGAGGAUUGAUAUGGGCACAGGUUGAGAAAUUCUCCAGCCACUAUUUCAGACCCAUAAAAUACUAAAUGCAACAUAUCGGCUUCUAUCUGUAAUUAAUUAGCGUAUAUAUAUCCCAUGUAAAUAGCUUUACAGCAUAGGAUAAUUAUAUUUUUAGUACACGUUAAACACGUUUAGAGGUGUAAUAUUAUGUUCAAGUAAAACAGUGGAACUUUUAUUA
Ipomoea nil (Japanese morning glory) is the source of this 1692-nucleotide messenger RNA. RefSeq names its product ACT domain-containing protein ACR1-like. The record is from RefSeq and is a predicted model, not a curated record. The transcript is spliced from 8 exons. Lineage: Eukaryota; Viridiplantae; Streptophyta; Magnoliopsida; Solanales; Convolvulaceae. Bases 119 to 1540 code for a protein of 473 amino acids.